CCGCGCUGCCUGUAAACAAGCUUUGCUAACCCAGCGCAGCGCCUGGAGUGACAAAUUUCCCAGCCCCGUGCCAGGAGAGCCGGGGGCGCCUCAGCAGAGGAGCGGGGGGCGCCUCAGCAGAGGAGCGGGGGGCGGAGACAGGGCGACGGCAGGCCCGGAACCGGCAGGGCUGGCCCGGAGGAGGAGGAGGAGGAGAGCGCUGGGCAUGGCGGCGCCCGCAGCGCUGCAGCGGAGCGUGGUGUCCCCCGCGGGCAGGCACACCGCUUCCCUCAUCUUCCUGCACGGCUCAGGUGAUACUGGCCAAGGAGCAAGAGCAUGGAUAAAACAAAUUUUGAAUCAAGACAUGGCGUUCCAACAUAUAAAAGUAAUUUAUCCAACAGCUCCUGCCAGGCCAUAUACACCUUUGAAAGGAGCCUUUUCCAAUGUGUGGUUUGACAGGUACAAGAUCUGUAAUGACUGUCCUGAACACAUUGAAAGCAUUGAUUCCAUGUGCCAGGGCCUUACAGACCUGAUCAACGAUGAGGUUAAGAAUGGCAUUGCCAAGAACAGGAUACUCAUAGGAGGCUUUUCAAUGGGAGGUGGAAUGGCAAUGCAUUUGGCCUUUAGGUUUCAUCAGGAUCUGGCAGGAGUCUUUGCCUUGUCCAGUUUUCUGAAUAAAGACUCUGCUGUUUACCAGGCUUUGAAAAGAAAUGAAAGUGCUCUUCCAGAAUUAUUUCAGUGCCAUGGAACUGCCGAUGAACUAGUUCUCUACUCAUGGGGUGAAGAGACCAACAAGAUGUUAAAGUCUCUGGGAGUAUCAACAUCACUUCAUACUUUUCCAAACCUCAAUCAUGAGCUGAACAGAACUGAAAUAGAAAAAUUAAAAUCCUGGAUUGUAAAGAAAUUGCCUGUUGAAGCACCAAAGGCAAAUGAAUAAACAAAGAUCCAGCCUCACA
This is a messenger RNA of Vidua chalybeata, 935 nucleotides long. RefSeq names its product lysophospholipase like 1 (gene LYPLAL1). Gene Ontology annotation, molecular function: carboxylic ester hydrolase activity; palmitoyl-(protein) hydrolase activity. NCBI's taxonomy places the organism in Eukaryota, Metazoa, Chordata, Aves, Passeriformes, Viduidae. Gene Ontology annotation, cellular component: cytoplasm. The coding region runs from base 206 to 916 and encodes 236 amino acids. The record is from RefSeq and is a predicted model, not a curated record. The transcript is spliced from 5 exons. Gene Ontology annotation, biological process: protein depalmitoylation.